AUGGCGGACCAAAACGAUGUGGACUUAGAUUCCAUCAUCGACCGCCUCCUCGAAGUUCGCGGCAGUCGGCCAGGAAAGCAAGUCCAGCUCCUCGAGACCGAGAUAAGAUACCUCUGCACCAAGGCUCGCGAGAUCUUCAUCUCCCAGCCAAUCCUCCUCGAAUUGGAGGCGCCGAUAAAGAUUUGCGGCGACAUUCACGGCCAGUACUACGACUUGCUGCGCCUCUUCGAAUACGGCGGCUUCCCACCAGAGGCCAACUACCUGUUCCUCGGCGACUACGUCGACCGUGGCAAGCAGUCGCUGGAGACCAUCUGCUUGCUCCUGGCCUACAAGAUCAAGUACCCCGAGAACUUCUUCAUUCUGCGCGGCAACCACGAGUGCGCCAGCAUCAACCGCAUCUACGGAUUCUACGAUGAGUGCAAGAGACGUUACAACAUCAAGCUGUGGAAGACCUUCACGGACUGCUUCAACUGCCUGCCCAUCGCAGCCAUCAUCGACGAGAAGAUCUUCACCAUGCACGGUGGCCUGAGCCCCGAUCUCAACUCCAUGGAGCAGAUCCGCCGUGUGAUGCGCCCAACGGACAUUCCUGACUGCGGCCUGCUUUGCGACCUGUUGUGGUCGGAUCCGGACAAGGACAUCACUGGCUGGUCUGAAAACGAUCGUGGCGUCUCAUUCACCUUCGGCCCAGACGUGGUCUCGCGCUUCCUCCAGAAGCACGACAUGGACCUCAUCUGCCGUGCGCAUCAAGUCGUGGAGGACGGAUACGAGUUCUUCUCGAAGCGUCAGCUCGUCACUCUCUUCUCAGCACCAAACUACUGCGGAGAGUUCGACAAUGCCGGCGCGAUGAUGAGCGUCGACGAGUCCCUGCUGUGCUCGUUCCAGAUCCUCAAGCCAGCGGAGAAGAAGCAGAACAGAUUCGGCAGGCGAUAA
This is a messenger RNA of Zasmidium cellare ATCC 36951, 930 nucleotides long. RefSeq lists its product as uncharacterized. Gene Ontology annotation, molecular function: protein serine/threonine phosphatase activity. Bases 1 to 930 code for a protein of 309 amino acids. The transcript is spliced from 4 exons. The record is from RefSeq and is a predicted model, not a curated record. Lineage: Eukaryota; Fungi; Ascomycota; Dothideomycetes; Mycosphaerellales; Mycosphaerellaceae. Gene Ontology annotation, cellular component: cytoplasm; nucleus.